Molecule: messenger RNA, 2316 nt
Organism: Naegleria lovaniensis
Lineage: Eukaryota; Heterolobosea; Eutetramitea; Acrasida; Naegleriidae
Exons: 1
Coding region: 1-2316 (771 amino acids)
Cellular component (GO): mitochondrial membrane
Source: RefSeq, a predicted model, not a curated record
AUGGAGGAUACACAACAUUUAGUGCUAGAAGAACACUCGAUGGAUGGUGCAAUGGAAGAGUUUUUUUCCUCAUUGCUCAUGAAUGCAGCAAACGGUAAUCAUCAUCCAAUUCUCGGAAUGAGUAAUUUUCUAGAAAGAAAUCUAACAAGUAGUAAUAACGACAAUUUCCAUCAUUCCGAUGACCCAACGACAGAAACUCUGGUACAACAUCAAAUUAACCAGCCCUCGCAAGGCUUGUUCUCUGACUUUUUAAAGUUUUUUUAUAAUACCAAAUCGAGUCAGGUGUUCGAAAGUGUAAAGUCUCAAGAGGACUCGAAUGAAACAUCAAUUUUUAAUACAGAACACCGAAGAAUGAGAAGAAAAAUUUAUGAGAAAGUGAAAAAGGAGAUGCUCAAUUUGAGACAAGGAGGUGACAAUCAACAAUCGUCUAACACUUUGAAAGAAAUAAUCAUUCCUAAAAAAAGAGAAAUGUACAAAAUCAUGGAUACCAUGUUUGCAAGACCUCAUCCCAUUAGUCUUAAAAUGGUCACUUAUGGAUUUAAGAAAUUAUGGGCUACACGAUUUAGAGAUAUUGUGGAGUGUGGAAUGGCUGCUACAAUGAAAACUGUGAAAGAGAAGUAUCCACAUCAUCCUGUGAUUUAUGUUCCAAAUCAUAGAAGCUACAUGGACUUUUUACUAUUAAGCUAUUUUUGUGUUUGCUGUAAAAUUUAUCCUUUACCCAAUAUAAUAGCAGGAGAGGACUUCUUACAAAUGAUGCUCGUUAGUGAUGUCAUGAGACAAUGUGGAGCUCUUUUUAUGAAGAGACAAUUUAACGACCAACCAGUGUAUAAGGCAAUAUUUAAUGAGUAUGUCACAACUUUACUUGAAGAAGGAAAUUAUUUAGAGUUUUUCGUAGAAGGUACAAGAUCAAGGAAUGGAAAAACUCAUCAUCCAAAAUUUGGAAUUCUCAACAUCAUUCUGGAUGCUUUCUUAAAGAAGCGAGUAGACAACGUCAUAUUUGUUCCAGUUUAUUUCAGCUAUGAAUAUAUGGUAGAAUCGAAUUCACAUGUGAGAGAAAUGUUAGGGGAAACAAAAGCCAAAGAAACAACUAUUAACAUGUUUUCAAGCAUGAUGCAAUUAAUGUCAGAGAAUUUUGGAGAUGUUGCAGGUAAAAUAGGGGAGCCAAUUAGUUUGAAAGAUUUUUAUAACAGUCCUGAAAAUGCAAAUGUGAAAAACAAUAGGAGGGAUCUCUCCUCUGCACUUGGAUUUACCAUAACCAAACAAUUGAACAAUAAUUAUAUUGCAAUUACUUCUCAUAUAGUAUCAGCACUUGUCUUGCAAACUGUUGGAGAUGUAAGGCUCUGUGAUAGAAGAUCAAGUAUACCUUUAGAAGCUCUCAUUGACAACGUUGAUUGGCUCUUGAAGGAACUAAAAACUCGAAAAGUACCCAUCUAUCUCAACAGUAAGGAAACCACUCCUACAAAUGUGGUUGAACGAUGUUUAACGGUCUUUAAAGGACAUGUGGAUUUAAGAGGAGACACUGUUUUCAUUGGGGAAAAUCGUGAUUGUUUACUGCUAUCCAUCUACAAGAACGCUCUUGCAUCAGUAUUCACAAGAGACUCUAUUUUAUUAUGUGCUCUUCACUCAUUCAUUGUUGCUGACGUCAAUUUUUGUGAACAAAAGGAAUUAGAAAUUACUGGAAUUGAUAAGGAAGAGUGGAAGGAGCGAAGCUCUGUUUUGGGUGAAUUGAUAAGUUUAGAAAUUCAUCCACAAGAUAUGCUCGAUACAAGUGACAAGUUUGAGAAUGCGCUCUCAUAUUUGAAGGAAAGAGGAAUUUUAUCAGUGGAAGAAACUUCUAUUGCUAAUGACAACACCAUUUCGACAAGGGUGAAUGUGAUCAUUAAGGAUUUAAGAUUUCACGAGUUUGUUUGUUCUCUCAUUUGGCCAUGGAUUGAUACGUACUCAAUGGUCAUUGGUUAUUGUUGUAUGGUGACGACCAGGACUAAUACUCAUACCUUUCCAACGAAUGAAUUCGUGAAAAAGGCUCAGCAGUUUUUGGAAGAGCUGCACAAAGAAACGGCAAUUCCCUAUUACGAAAGUGUUUCGGUAUUGACCAUAAGAAAUGCAGUUUCACGAUUUGUAACGUGGAACAUUUUGCAAAGAGUGUUCAUCAACAAUAUUCAUACCAUACAAAUAAGAUCUCACUAUGCCAACCAACCAAACGAGCUUAUUGAUUGGUGGACCAUGGUUUCGCUUUAUGGAAAAUACAAGCCAAAAGAAAACUUUUUAGAUGUUUAUGGAGCUGCAGUUCCAAAUUACAGGAUUUCCAAGCUGUAG